AUGAUCUUCACUGCCACGAAUAACCUCUCUCCCUUGGUGUGUCGCGUCUUCGUCAAGCAUAUCUCUGGUCGGUGCAUUCUUUCUGGCAUUCAAGAGGGUCUGAGUGCUUGGGCACAGCCGUACCUAGGUUGUCAACGGCACAACAAGGCCCCAGUCGACAUUCUUCGCAGUUCCGACGCAAAAUCCAGUCACGUCCACCUAGGCAUUAUAGACUCCUUGGCUCUCCCCGUGGCCUUUCUCGCCUUUCUCACUUCUGCGGGACGGCAGACUCGGUAACCGGAAACCACUGAUUUGUUGGAUAUCGGAAGUGAAUUUGUGAUCAAAGCUCUUCUCGAUCCCUGAGUUGAGAUAUUUAGUGUCCCUUCUACCAAAAAGUUGUUCUCUUGUUGAAUCGAUCGCAUCUUCUUCUUCUGCUUAUUCUUUAUCAUCAUCAUCUUCUUCUUCUUUUUCUUCUUCUUCUUCUUUUUCUUCUUCUUCUUCAUCUUGUUCUUCUUCUUCUUCUUCUUCUUCUUCUUCUUCUUCGGAUACCACUUUGCUUCUGCUAAUGAGCAAACCUCUGUGCUAAUGUGCAGCAGCUGAUCACUGUCCCAUUUAGCUACCGAUAAGACACUGGAAUAAGAGUCCCCAUAAUACAAGUGGCCUUGAGAUAAACUCCAGGGAUAUCAGGGCUAGGGUGAAGGUUACGAUUAUGCAAGGACAGUGUUAGAGUUCAGCAAGGUCUAAGUUUAGGGAUAAAGAAAAGUUAAGGUUUGGGUUUGGGUUGGUGUUAGUGUGCGGUAAUAGAUACCCCCCGGGAGUUUAGCGCCAAAUCGCCUAUAUUACGAAGAAGGGUUGCUAACUUACCGGUCUUACCAUUCUGUUUUCCACCUUACAGGGAUCAGGUAUCUCUCCCAAUUAUUGGAUCACGUUUGAACUACGGAAAAGUAUAGACGACGCGAAGACGCGUCAUGAGAGCACUCUAUAACAUUGUAUGCAGCGCGGUUUUUGAAGAUAAUGAUGUAUUUUCUUGUUCACAUUUGCAGGAGUGUCUAGCCUCCAGGUAUCCACGCUUACGCAAUGCUGAAUGCACAAAAUGGUUCACAGGACGUAGAAAGUAUGCAAGACAUUAGGCAUAGCCGAUAAGUAAUGGAAGUAUGAACGUAGGAUUUACCUAUCAGCUGAACAGUCGCUUCCAGCGGCCGUCUAUCUUCAGUGCGAAAAAAGCGCUCUUUCAAAUGCCAUGAUUCUAAGAACAUUACAGCCUUAUGUCACCGCUCUCACGCAAGCCAGCGCGCAUUUACUAUCACUGGCUGACGCUGUAGCAGUUCAAGGUCUUUGAAGUACGCCUGCAAGUCUUGCAAGUGCACUCAGCUAGAUGGACGCACUCUUGACAAUUACCCUCAGGCAGUUAGCCUUUUAGGUAUUCUGUGGCUCUUGUCGGAAAAUAACGAAGACAGCGAAUCCUCUCGAAGAAAUAAUGGCUCACAAUAAUUAUGCGUUUGCGCUUCCAACUUGAUGAUUGUAGAUAAAAUUAAAAUAGUAAGCUCGAUCCAGUUGUUUUUUAAAAAAAACCCUAUAAUGACCGUUGUUUACGAACGGAAAGUCCCAAUUUUCCUCUGCAUCCUCUUGUUGUGCAAUUUAAAACGAAUCGAUUUAUGGAGAAGGUCAACAGGGUACACACCAGUAUCCUUAAAAACUUUAGGAGACAAGUCCGUCAAACGUGCGCUUACGAUUUUUCAUCAUCAGACCUAUACAGUAAUGUAAGGACAGGAUAGCAAAAGUUGAACAUUCAAUAAUAGUUAUAAUGGGGGACACGUUUGAAAAGCGUUCAGAGCUCAAUAGUCAAAUUCUAAUUAUUCUGGGAUUUAGGGAGGAGGCGGGGGAGCGGGAAGGUGUCUGGCGAUUAUCUGUUCGUGUUUCGGCGGUAUAACGCGAUGUGGCGGGUAUGAACAUGUAUGCUGGGUUUGUCUUUACCCAGGAGGGCCUUAGCGCCUGUACAAACGCUUCAUGCGAGCACAAGGCUGGGUUGGCUAAACGUAUGGUCACUGCCUGUGCCGUCGCGAGUAUUCGUUGACGCGGGAACUUGGAGUGUCUCCCCGGCACUUCAUAGAUGUCUCGGAAUGCUUGGUUGACGUCUACCCGGUGGCCGCUGUCAACCAAGUGAGCCACAAUUGCGCUAGAGAUGGACUUUCCCCCCCCCCCUUGGUUUAGCCAGGCAGGAUGGUGCUCCCGCAUCCGCUAGGGCAGACGCCUAGUUGUUUGAUCAAUAUAAUCUGCCUCCCCUCCCCCUAAAUCCCAGACAGAACUAGAAUCUGACCAUUGAUUUCUGAGCGCCCUUCAACCCUGUCUCCCAUAUUGACCAUUAUUGGAUGUUCAACGUUUGCUAUUCUGUCCUUAUAUUACUGUAUAGGUCUGAUGAUGAUGAUGAUGAUGAUGAUGAUGAUGAUGAUGAUGAUGAUGAUGAUGAUGAUGAUGAUGAUGAUGAUGAUGAUGAUGAUGAUGAUGAUGAUGAUGAUGAAUAA
This is a messenger RNA of Spirometra erinaceieuropaei, 2501 nucleotides long. The record is from the annotation of a GenBank genome assembly. NCBI's taxonomy places the organism in Eukaryota, Metazoa, Platyhelminthes, Cestoda, Diphyllobothriidea, Diphyllobothriidae.